Balaenoptera acutorostrata (minke whale) is the source of this 1223-nucleotide messenger RNA. RefSeq names its product histone H2A type 1-B. Gene Ontology annotation, cellular component: nucleosome. Bases 3 to 395 code for a protein of 130 amino acids. The transcript has 3 exons. NCBI's taxonomy places the organism in Eukaryota, Metazoa, Chordata, Mammalia, Artiodactyla, Balaenopteridae. Gene Ontology annotation, molecular function: protein heterodimerization activity; structural constituent of chromatin; DNA binding. The record is from RefSeq and is a predicted model, not a curated record.
GUAUGUCUGGGCGCGGGAAGCAAGGAGGCAAAGCUCGCGCCAAGGCUAAGACCCGCUCCUCGCGAGCUGGGCUCCAAUUUCCCGUAGGGCGAGUGCACCGCCUGCUCCGCAAGGGCAACUACUCUGAGCGGGUAGGUGCCGGGGCCCCCGUGUACUUGGCGGCGGUGCUGGAGUAUCUGACGGCUGAGAUCCUGGAGCUGGCGGGCAACGCGGCCCGCGACAACAAGAAGACGCGUAUCAUCCCGCGCCACCUGCAGCUGGCCAUCCGCAACGACGAGGAGCUCAACAAGCUCCUAGGUCGCGUGACCAUCGCUCAGGGUGGCGUCCUGCCCAACAUCCAGGCUGUGCUGCUGCCUAAGAAGACCGAGAGCCACCACAAGGCCAAGGGCAAGUGAAACGUUUAGCAGGUCUUCAGUCUCCGUUCUGAAAAUCAAAGGCUCUUUUCAGAGCCACCCACUUUUUCCCGGAAAGCGCUGAAAUACUUCGCAAUGUGACAACCAAUUGGAUCACAGCGCGGGAACUAGGAAUCAGACUGAUCUGCACCUAUAAAUAAGGGGCCCCAGCUGAGAACCAAGAUAUACAGCGGGAAAAUUCGUGACCACCACCACCACCACCCGCCCUCCACCUGGGAAAAGGAAAGAAGAUUGAAUUAAAAUCAAAUGAGCAAAUUUAGAUGGAAAAGGUUUAUUGUCCUAUGGUACAAUUAUAUUAUUACCUUUACGUUAUCUUUUCUACUGGAAAGAGAUAAUAGUCAUCUCUAAUGGACAAAAAUCAUUGACAUUUUCAAUAUCCUAUAAAUUAGCAUCUAAAUUCAUAGACACUUCAGAUAUUAGACCCUAAUAAAUAGUUAAACAGAAACUCUUUCCCGUCGAAUAACUAAAAAACACUUGGGCAGGCUUUUUAGACUAUGUUCUCAUAUGACAACAAAACGAAAUUCAGUCGGUUCCUUUACCUUAAUUUGAUAUUUAUAUAUAUCUUAACAGAUUUCAGAGCUGUUCUGCAGUGACCAGAACCUUUCCUUUAUCCUCAGUGAGCCCAUGCCUGAUAAAGAGUAUGCUUUCCUGUCUGCAAUUUCCACCUUCCUGUAUGCUGCUUACCAAUGAUGAUUUGCCAUGACGUUGAGUGACAAGUGUUCAAUUUCCCGGGCCUAAAGAAAAAGGUGAAAAGAACCAGCACCUCUCCUAAAUCCCCCUUUAUUUCCAAUCAAGUCACAAUCACAUGAU